Molecule: messenger RNA, 8085 nt
Organism: Salarias fasciatus (jewelled blenny)
Lineage: Eukaryota; Metazoa; Chordata; Actinopteri; Blenniiformes; Blenniidae
Product: endothelial PAS domain-containing protein 1-like
Exons: 16
Coding region: 299-2911 (870 amino acids)
Biological process (GO): cellular response to hypoxia; regulation of transcription by RNA polymerase II
Molecular function (GO): protein dimerization activity; RNA polymerase II transcription regulatory region sequence-specific DNA binding; DNA-binding transcription factor activity, RNA polymerase II-specific
Source: RefSeq, a predicted model, not a curated record
AGCCGCCUCAGGAGUUUUUUCCCCGCAACCAGCCAGCACGAGUCCGGAGCUCCUGUCAGCGACCACCCAGCGGCCCCCAGCUCAGCCCGCAGCCGGCCUGGAGAGCGCUCUGUGCGGGGGAGAGGCUGUGCAAUCCUCGGCAGUGUUCUGAGACUGUACGGUCACCUCCUCCGAUCUCCUCCUCGGCUCUCACGGACUAACCGCGCAGGUUUAUUCUAACAGGCAGUCUUCCACUUUUUCUCUCUGAAGUUGGACUUAAUUCAGCCUGUCGAGGGAUUACAACAGAGCAGAAGGAAACAUGACGGCGGAUAAGGAGAAGAAGAGGAGCAGCUCGGAGCGCCGGAAGGAGAAGUCUCGGGACGCGGCGCGAUGCCGGCGCAGCAAAGAGACGGAGGUGUUCUACGAGCUGGCCCACCAGCUGCCGCUGCCCCACAGCGUCAGCGCCCACCUGGACAAGGCCUCCAUCAUGAGGCUGGCUAUCAGCUUCCUGCGCACGCGCAAGCUGCUCGCCAUGAGCUGCUCUGGCGAUGCGAACGACGAGGACGGACAGAUGGACAGUCUGUACCUGAAGUCCCUGGAGGGCUUCGUCACCGUGGUAACGUCGGACGGCGACAUGGUCUUCCUGUCCGAGAACAUCAGUAAAUUCAUGGGGCUCACGCAGGUGGAGCUCACCGGACACAGCAUCUUCGACUUCACUCACCCCUGUGACCACGAGGAGAUCAGAGAAAACCUCACCCUGAAGACAGCUGGGACCGGCUUCGGUAAAAAAGGCAAAGAUUUGAGCACGGAGCGGGACUUCUUCAUGAGGAUGAAGUGCACCGUGACCAACAGGGGGCGCACCGUCAACCUCAAGUCAGCCAGCUGGAAGGUGCUGCACUGCACCGGACACCUGAAGAUGUACAGCAGCUGCCCUCCCAGGGUGCUGUGCGGCUUCAAGGAGCCGCCGCUCACCUGCGCCGUCCUGAUGUGCGAACCCAUCCCGCACCCGUCCAACAUCGACACGCCGCUGGACAGCCGGACCUUCCUGAGCAGACACAGCAUGGACAUGAAGUUCACCUACUGCGACGACAGGGUGACGGAGCUGAUGGGGUACGCUCCCGAGGAUCUGCUGGGACGCUCCGUCUACGACUUCUACCACGCCCUGGACUCGGACAGCGUCACCAAGAGCCACCACAACUUGUGCAGCAAGGGUCAAGCAGUGAGCGGUCAGUACCGGAUGCUGGCUAAGAGCGGAGGCUACGUCUGGGUGGAGACCCAGGGAACGGUGAUCUACAACAGCCGCAACUCUCAGCCUCAGUGCAUCGUGUGCAUCAACUACGUCCUCAGCGACAUCGAGGAGAAGUCGAUGAUCUUCUCUCUGGAGCAGACGGAGUCGCUGAUGAAGCCUCGACACAUGAGCAGCUUCUUCACCGCCGGAGGAGCGGCCCUGAGCGGAGAGCCGGGAGACGCCCUCUUCACGGAGCUCAAGGAGGAGCCGGAGGACCUGGCUCAGCUGGCUCCCACGCCCGGAGACACCAUCGUCUCCCUGGACUUCGGCCGCUCUCAGUUCGAGGAGCCCCAGCAGCCGACGGCGUACCCGCAGGUGUCUGCUUCAGGCCCUGCCAGACCUCCAUCCUGGGCGAGCGAGAGCCACAAGUCCGCCGCCGCCGCCUCGUGUCAGACCCCGGCUCCUCCGGUUACCGGAGACGUGGCGAGCAUGGCGGGCACAUUCAGCAUGAGGCAGAAUCCUCCGCCGGGCAGCGCCACGCCGAGCCUGAGCAGCUGCUCCACGCCCAGCAGCCCCGGCGACUACUACAGCCCGGUGGAGAGCGACCUGAAGGUGGAGCUCACCGAGAAGCUCUUCGCUCUGGACACAGACGGAGGCAGCGGCUCUGCAAACACCGAGAGAGACUUGAGUGACUUGGACCUGGAGACUCUGGCUCCGUACAUCCCCAUGGACGGAGAGGACUUCCAGCUCAAUCCCAUCAUCCCUGAGUCCGAGCCGCUGGAGGCGGCCCCCGCCGGGUCCAUGGGGGCCAACGGCAACCUGCCCCCAUCGCAGCAGAGCUUCAGCAACAUCGCCAGCCUCUUCCAGCCGCUGUCCUCCCCACCUCAGCCGCAGGGCGCGUACCAGCUCCAGCCCUCGGCCUCCUGGGGCGCGGGGGACAAGAGGGGCAGCGGGCAGGCGGCCGCCGACACCCACGUCAUGUCCUACAUGAUGGGGCGCAUGAGGAAUCCGUCCUGCACCCCGCUGUCCUCCAUGGGUGGCAGGCAGAACCUGCAGUGGCCCCCGGAUCCUCUGUUAACCUACCAACAGCAGCCGCAGAGGAGCUCCAAGCCCUUCCUGAUGGACACCCUGUCGGGGGAGGGGCGCCCGUCCUGCCAGCAGACCAUGCAGCACCUCAUGCAGAAGCGGAGGUCCGUUGAUGACUUUGCACAAGUCUACAGAGACAUGAGUCCAGCCAGAGUGGCCAUGACCAACAGCAUCAAGCGCUCCUUCAACCAGAUGGCUGUGGGGGAGAGUAAGCAUCCAGAGACCACAUGGAAGAAGAUGAGAGGGAACGGCUGCAUGGAUCGCUCUCUCAGCUCAGGAUCUCUGGCAGAGUCGGAGAUGAGGCAGAUGAUGCCGGGCAGCAUGUCCUCGUGUCUCAGCUCGCUGCAGCAACACAGGAAGUCUCAGUAUCCGGGAAGCGGCGGGAUUAGCAGCGCAACGGAAAAAGCCUUCCCCCAGAAGAGCUGCAGCUACACGCAGUUUAACAUGCCGCCUUCAAACAAGUCAGAGGGCAUCAGCCGCUUGCUGGGCCCGUCCUUCGAGCCCUCCUUCCUGCCCGAGUUGACCCGUUACGACUGCGAGGUCAACGUCCCGCUGCAGGGCAGCCUGCACCUCCUCCAGGGCUGCGACCUGCUGAGAGCCCUGGACCAGGCCACCUAGAGCGCCUCGCCCGCCGUCGGCCUCCGCCCGGACUGACUCCCACCCAGCGGCCCGAGACUUUUCAGUCCUCGUCUUUGUACCUCGAAGGCCUCGUGAAAGCCGCGGGGCGAAGCUACCUAAUGGUAUUCAUUACCACACCCUGCCUUAUUUAGCCUCACCCCCGUCGUCUGUAGACUUCAACCUCUAGAUUGUCUAAACAAGCUGAGAAAUCAGGGUCAAGCCACUCACACCCCUUCAAAAAUCCUCAAAGCUGCCCUGCAUUGAUAAAACUCAUCUCCUGCCCACAUAUGUUGAAAUAGAAGGGGGUCAGAGAGAUUUUCUUUUAAAACUUGUGACCUGUAUUAAAAAGUCUUGACACUGGGAUAACGCCUGCCUCACCAGGGUUAAAGGCCUGGAAGUUAACCCCGGCCUGGUGUGAAGUGGGUGUUAGUGGUGUGGGAUUAAAAAAAAACGUAGAAAGGCUCCUUUACAUGCUAGCUCUGCCCAAACGUCCACACGGUGGAGAACCAGCGAGCUGCAGCUCACAUCCCAGCCCUCUACUUCUACUCUGUACUACCUACACUCUCACUAACAAACACACUGUGUGCUUUUCAUGUCGAGUAUUUGACCUGCAGCUCGGAGACACGCCGCUCCAGUCAGAGACUCGAGCUGGAGCUGGGUAUCAUGAGCUGAUUCUGAAGUCCCAAAACUCUCUCCUCUCCUCUUGUUGUCUGAUUCUGCUCAUCGGUUCCCCCAAAGAUGACGUUUCUAAUCACGACGGUGCAAUACGCAGGACUGGAGCACUUUACGAUGUGGCGAAAUGUAAAGAAGCACUGAUUUCUGCUUCUGAUUAGUAAAUGUAGUUUUAUUUAAAUUAUUGGUCGAGGCCAUUAAAGAGAUGAACAGAAUAUAGACACAAGAUUCCCCAAAUCCUAAAGUUAUGAUCUCUAUGGAGGCCAGCUCCAGUAAAGUCAUUUGUAUUUUUGUUGUAUGAUAAAACAUCUAAUUGUAUAUAGAAGGUCAACUUGAUUUAAAAAGGAAAAAAAAAAAAGUUUUACUUCUUUCAUUGUGUCGCUUUGGAUGGAUUUUACAAUCAGAAACAAGCGAAAACCUCUAAACUGAGCUCGUAUGUGUUUGCUUGUGGCUCUCCUGUCUCAGAUGUAAUGUCUUUUAUGGGUACAUGGCCUUAAUGUCUCCUGGUAAAUGUUCUCACUCAAGUUUCCCAGCUUGUAGUUUCCUCAUCGUGUGGCGGGAUGGUGCAGGGCGGCAACGGGACGACUGCGCCUCUGCCAAGUCACAGAUGGCGAGUUUCUCGUUGCUGUUUCUGUAACAUUCUUUUACUUUUGUUUUUGUCUUUUUUGUUUGUUUGUUUGUUUGUUUUUUGAUGGGGUUGUUGAUCGUGUGCAAAACCUCCCACCUGGAGGAGCAGUGGAUUGUCUGGCUCAGGUGACCCGGCCAGGACCUCCAGAGGUCCAGUCAGCAUAACGUAGCAGUUUCCGUGCAGCGCGAGGCGGAAGCUCUGUUAAAAAUUUUUAGCUUAGCGUUAGCUUCCGUCUCGGUGUUGAAGUUUCAGAAGUUAUAACGUAAUCCAACAAAACGUGCAGAUACGUCGUCAUUUUCCCCGAAGCGACCCAGAAGCUGCAGAGCUCGGCAGAGAACCAGAAGCGGUGAAAUGAUACCCAGCCCAGCUCAAACCGGCGGGAUUCAUCGGCCUGCCUCGUCUUUCUGAACCCGUCCCGCCGCUAACCGGUUCACAGUAGCAUUAGUUUGGGUCAAAUUAUAAACAUUAUAUUUUUUAUUUUAGAGUUAUUAUGAUUAUUCUAUAUUUCUGUUACUGAAUUGAGACAUUUUAGCUCCUAUCCACCCCCUCCUCACAUUAUUUAAUCCAAAUCGACGGGACACUUUACGUAUCGAUCCUGCUUUGUUUUGUUUUUUCUUUUUGCAUUUACUUUCUUCUUACUCAGUUCACCAGAUCAUUAAACAUAUAUUGCCAUACAUGUACUCUACUGUAAGUUGAAUAUUGUUAAGUUUUGUUUAUUUUUUUCCAUCUUUUCUUCCUAAAUCUCUCUUUUCCUCGUCGGGUAAGUAGCUUUUGUGUGACUACAGGGUUUUUUUGUUUUAUUACUUCUUAUCGUGCAAUUAUUUUUGAUGGAACUGAAGCCUUAGGCAGUGUGUGACGAAGCUACAUUCAUCAAACGGAUAGCGAGUGUGUCCUGCACAUGCUGUGAGGUUUUAUGUCAGCUGACACCCACCGAAACGGACAUCCGGAAAACACAGAGGUGUGCACAGAUCAGGAGGUGACGGGGGGGGACAGGGGUCAGCUGGCAUGCAUGAAUUAGCGAAAAAAGACGAAGAAGCAGAUGUAUUAAAAUCAUAUUGAUCAGUUACAUAAUAAGGAACAAGAUGAGUCCCGACGGGCUGUUUUCUUGUGAUAUUAUACAACAUUUGCAAUAAAAGAACACAUUUUCAAUGUAAUGGUGCAUUGUUUUUGUAUGCUGCAGGUAAUUUCCAACGAGCAACCCUGAAUUAUGGUUCAAGUAAUACCAAUUCAGUACACAAAAACAGAAAAAAAAAAGCUUUUUGUUUAAUUGGACUAAAAUACAAGUGAUUAGGUAUUACAUUUAAUUAAUGCAGUCCUAUAUAUGUAUUAUCGCAUUAUUGGCUACAGUUUCUGCAAUUCAACCUCAGAAAUGUGAAAACUAUUGGAACGUCACCGCAAUAUCAAGUUUAUUAACAUACUUUUGGUUGCUCACAGACAAAUAAUCCCUCCAUCUGUGCACACCACUCCACACUCACUCCAUCAAGUGUUUUUUUUUUUUUUUUGUCCUUUACUAUUAUCAAAAGGCCAGUUGUUUUUACACGAAGUACCUGCAGAUAGCAGAAAGCUUCUGACGAUUUGGUUUGUUACUCAGACUCUGCCCUCUCCCCGCUUUUCUCUCUCGCUCGUCUGUUUUUGUGUGGUGACCACUUCUGGAUAUGAACUAUAGAGCUUUGUACACAUAUAUAGUUGAUGUAUUUAAUGAGAGAGCUAAUGCAGAAGACAGUGUUUUCUUUUAUUUUGAAGUGUUCUUGUGUCCUGGUACUUCGCCCCUCUCAUCCCUCCCUCUAGGUGCAGUUAGAUCAGGUCUUUUGGCAGCGCUGUCUUCCCCCCUCCUCUUUUUUUGGUGUUUUUUAUCCAUCUUUCUUUAGAGUUUUAUCCUAAAAUACCUGUUUUAAUCUGUUGGCUGGCCAGUACUGUUGUUGUUAAAAAAGAAAAAAAAAUACUAUACAUUAAAAAAACUGAGAUUUAAAAAAAGGUAAAAUGUCAGUUUUACUAAGUUCCACUUUUCAGAUAUGUAGCAUUUUGAAUAUUGUAAUAAAAAAGUAAAUAAGAAAGACAGUAAGAGGCGAAGUUGCCACAUUUUAAUCACAUAGUUUUCCAGUUGCAUAUAUAUAAAGGCUGUGGUGCUUUAUAGACCUUAUAUAAGUCAUUUUUAGAGCUUUUAUUGGAUCCACUAACACUGUUUAAAUGUUUUUCUGCCUUAAGAUGUGCUGAGCUUCUCUUUAAAGUGGGUUUUAAUCUGUAUAAACGUGCCUUAUCGUGACUGUAGAUUUACCCUUCCAGCACACAGUUUGUUCAGUCCGACCUGUAGAUGAAACUCUGGAGGUUUUUUUCUUGAACUGAUCACUUUUCAAGUCGCAGUGAUUUCAGUUUAGAAAAAAAAGAAAAACCUUCUGGUUUGCUAGCUCACACCUCCGUUUCGGUUCCCUCCUUCUUGAAGAUCAUUUAUUUCCACGUAGAACAAGCAGACCGUUUAGUGGAAGCCUCUUUGCUUUUGUUCACUCUUGUGGUGCGGAUUCAGAUGUGCUUCGCUCGGGGUCCCAGUCCACAUCCCUGGUGCACUCCGAGUUCAGAUGUCCAACGCCACAGCCCUCCAACUGAGUGUGAACACCUUAGAACACAUUAGAACACAACGUAGAUCUCCUGGUGACUUUGCGGCUUGAGGUUUUAAAGGAAACCGUUUCCCCGGCGGCCCACGGAGCCGCUCGAUGGGGUCUUUAAGGAUUAGCUGGAAAAGAAUCGACUGUACUCGUAUAAGUUUGAUGAGUAGUGUCGCACCAUGCUGCACAUGCUGCUUUGAUUGUGCAUGUGAGCUUUUCUGGCACUAGCGCUGCGAUGUGGGUGAUGCUAACCGCGUCCGUGGGAUGAAAUCUCAAAAAAAAAAAAAAAAAAGAAGACGGCUCAUUCUUUGGUAAUUUGAAAUAUGUUCAUUAAACUGUGCUCACGAGCUCUCGCAACAUGAAACCCAAACCAAAUGCUUUGAAACAGCUCCCAAACUAAUUGAAAGUUUUGCUGAAAUGAUUGUUUGCUUUAUUUCCUUCAUACAUUAAAAUCGAGAGGUUAACGGUCAUGUGAUGGAGUUAUUUCCAGCACAAUUUACCCACUGACAUUCGUUUCCCCAUUCAUCCACUCACAGAUCACUCCUAUUCCACGAUUUUAUCUCCCGAAACGUAUUUUUUUUCACAGCUUAAAAAAAAAAUGUGUACAUGUGUUCAAAUAAUAAAAUUGGAAUUCCUUCAUAUUUGAAUUUUUAAAGCCAAUGAACCCAUUCCUUAUUGCUGGAUCUUAAAAAAGCACCUUAUAGCAUGUUCAAAAUGAUCUUUUUUAAAUUGUUAUAUCUAUUUUUGGAUGCAAAUUUAAAGUGCAAUAUGGACAUGUUAUUGGAACGGUUGAUUUUCGGACGCCAAAGAUGAUUCAGCACUACAGCGUUUAAUGCACACUGAAGGAGACGGAUUGUUUUUAGCAACUCAUGAGUUAAGAAACAAAUCGUGUUAAUGUAAGUGAACAGAGUUGGCUAGAUGAAAGUUGAUUUUAAAUUAAAAAAAAAUAAAAAUAGACAGAAGGGACGUUCCACAGCUAUUCUGAACUUGGCAUUUUAAGGAAAAGACGGUUUGUUCUAUCAGAAACCAAAACUGGGUGUCAGCUGUCCUGAAGGACAGAAGAAAGCUGAAUUAUCUGAGAAUGCCGGUUUGAACAGUAGAUGGGACUCUCUGAACUGUAGCAGGUUUCUCACCGGUGGUAGCGCUCGACAUUCUGUGCUGCUUGAAGGGUCCAGCUCAAAAAAAACAAAAAAAAACAAAACCUGGAGUCCAUCGGCUCCACUUGGUCUCCUCUUUGAAGACAACAUCAGCAUUUUCUCUUUGGUUUUGUGUAA